UCACACAGACUAGACGAGGACCGAGCAGUCAAGAUCCCCUCGUUAGUCGCUUGCAGACUGAUAGAGGUGUAUAGGCAGCCAGUAUAUUUUCUGUGUUUAGGCUACUUAAUUCUGACGACUGAAUAUUUUGCCCUCUCUUGAACAUAAUGUGGAGAGACAAGUGUUCUCGGCAGACAUCCGAAGACCUAGCAUAAUUCAUUCGUGACGGACCCCAUUGCUGCAUGCCUCCUGUUUAAGAUUCUGCAGUUUUGACUAAUCCACGGGACAGUGGGAUCCGACUACAGAGCAUCUUUAGGAUUCACAGCGAGUUGAGUCCAAGUUCUAUUACCAGGAGUUUACCAUGACAGCCACUAAGGAGGCGGCGCAGCCGAAUCAGAGACAGAAGCCACUGCCAAAGGAUGAUGAGGAGGACCUUGGUGCGGGAGCUCCACCUGACCGGAACUGGAAAGGAAUUGCUAUUGCUCUGCUGGUUAUAUUGGGGGUCUGCUCUCUUAUCACCAUGUCUGUCAUCCUCCUCACUCCAGCGGACAGCCAAGCUGGCAGUGAUACCAAACUCACAGUGGAAGAUCUGUUCAAGCCUGAGUUUGUUGCCCACGACCCGGAGGCCAAAUGGAUCAACGACUCAGAAGUGAUCUACAGGAAUCGCGAUGGCCACGUAAUCAAGUUUAACAUCCUCACCAAUGAGACUGAAAUUGUACUGACAAACACAACAUUUGUCAAUUUCAAUGUUGCAAAGUACUCCGUUUCCCCGGACUUGAAAUAUGUGCUCUUUGCCUAUGAUGUUAAACAGGUUUUCCGGCAUUCAUACAUGGCCUCAUAUAGCAUUUACAACGUCCACACAAGGGAGGUGUGGGAGCUGGAUCCUCCAGAGGUGCUGAAUUCUAUUCUGCAGUAUGCUGCAUGGGGAGUACAGGGCCAGCAACUGAUCUACAUAUUUGAGAACAAUAUUUACUACCAAUCAGAUGUGAAGAGCAACUCCCUCAGACUGACAUCGUCUGGAAAGGAAGGGGUCAUCUUCAAUGGGAUCGCUGACUGGCUGUACGAGGAGGAGAUUCUCCAGUCACAUAUAGCACACUGGUGGUCACCGGAUGGAGAGAGGUUAGCCUUCCUGGUCCUCAAUGACACUCUGGUGCCKAAUAUGGCCCUUCCUCGCUUCACUGGCGCUUCAUACCCCAAAGGAAAGCAAUACCCCUACCCCAAGGCUGGUCAACCCAACCCCACAGUGAAGUUAUACGUGGUGAAUCUGUACGGGCCGACACACACACAGGAGCUCACACCACCAGACAACCUCAAACUAAGGGAGCACUAUGUGGCCAUGGUCAAUUGGAUCAGUAAAACCAAGACGACGGUCAGGUGGAUGAACCGUGCCCAGAAUGUGUCCAUCCUUACCGUAUGUGAGACCACCACGGGGGCCUGUGUUAAGAGGCAUGAGGAGACCUCAGAGCUCUGGCUUUCAAAGCAGAACCAGGAACCAGUGUUCUCCAGGGAUGGCAGCAUAUUCUUCCUGACAGUGCCCGUCAAGCAAGGCGGGCGCGGAGAGUUCCAUCACAUCGCCAUGUUCACCACACAGUUCAGAGCAGAUCAAAACGAGGUCCGCCAUCUAACAUCAGGAAACUGGGAAGUAACUAAGAUCCUGGCCUAUGAUGAGAGCAACGACAACAUAUAUUUUCUCAGCACUGAAGGCUCACCGCGAAGAAGACAGCUUUUCAGUGUGAAGACUGUCGGGUUGUUCCCUCGACACUGUCUGACGUGUGAGCUAAAUAAGGCGCACUGUCUGUUCUUUAAUGCCGAGAUAAGCCCCAAUGAUAAGCAUAUCAUCCUCCACUGUAAAGGUCCCGGAGCACCCACUGUGAUCUUACACAGCCUCAAUAAUGCCAAUUUCUACAUCCUUGAGAACAACUCUUUACUAAAGGCCGCCUUAAAGGUCAAGAGGAUUCAGAUGACAGAUUUCAGAACAAUCCAGAUGGAACAUUUUGAUCUGCCUUUGAAGAUCUCUUACCCACCAGACUUUUCUGAAUCGCGUCACUAUGGCUUGCUGUUGAUAGUCGAUGGUUCCCCCGGGGGCCAGGCGGUGAGCGACCGUUUCGUUCUGGACUGGGACUCGGUUCUGGUCAGCUCGGAUAAUGUCAUAGUGGCUCGUCUGGACGGCAGGGGGAGUGGCUUCCUGGGCCAGAGGGUUCUACAUGAAGUCCACCGGCGUUUGGGAACCGUAGAGGUGCAGGAUCAAAUCACAGCUGUGGAAUACAUGUUGACAUUCCCGUACAUUGAUCGGACACGGAUAGGAGUAUUUGGGAGGGGUUAUGGUGCCUAUAUUACAUUAAUGAUGCUCAAAUCAACCGACAGCCUGUUCAAAUGUUCAGUAGCAAUGUCCCCCGUCACGGACUGGAAACUAUAUGCAUCAGCGUUUUCCGAGAGGUACCUUGGCAUGCCAUUACGGGACGACAGCAGAUAUCAGUUCUCCAGCGUGUUGCAGAACGUCCAGCCACUGAGGGAACAGACUCUGAUGCUUGUCCACGGUACAGCAGAUGCCAAUGUUCACUUUCAGCAUACUGCUGAGCUCAUCAGGAACCUUGUGAAAGUUGGAGCAAACUACUCAAUGCAGCUCUAUCCAGAUGAGGGUCAUUUCCUGUCCCAGCGGAGUCGGCAGCACCUCUUCGCGUCGCUCACCAACUUCUACAGGGAGUGUCUCAGGGAAGAGAUCCUACCACUGCCCGAUGAUGAUGAGGAGGAGGAAGAAGAGUAGGAGUAUGAUGUGUUGGGAACCUUCGGCAGGACUUUGGCAGGACUUCCUCUCUGUAAACAUUUGCUGAAGCCUGCACUAAAGGCUGGUGGCUUUUGGACCAAGUGUUAAGACAGAGGUGGACAGUGAGAGUUGCUGAUGCUUCUAGUGUGUGUGUGUGUGUGUGUGUGUGUGUGUGUGUGUGUGUGUGUGUGUGUGUGUGUGUGUGUGUGUGUGUGUGCGUGUGUACAUUAGAUCGUUUGUGUUAGUUUGCGAAAGAGAGUUUGAUAGUGUUUGUGCGUGUGUCUGCGUAUGUACGUUUGUGUGUGCAUGUGUUUUCAUUCAGAGAACUUCCAAGGACACCUGUCAAAGACAAUGGAGACUGGCAUUGUCGAGACUACAAGCUGGAUCUCUCACUAAUCCAAAAUGCCACUUCAAUCACUUUCGGCAAAGCACAUAGCAGACUGCCUCCAUCACCGAUGGCGGCCAUUAGCUUUGCAACAUCCACACUUGCAAGUGCAUGGUUCUUUUCCCCUUGCAGCGUCACUAGUUCUGUUAGUCUUUGUUGUAGUAGUCAUUGGGAAGAGACAAACACAGAUGAAGUACCCUUUUCAAUUCCUCCCCCUCAAUAUUAUUUGGUCUUGUUGCACAAGGAAACGCUCCACUGCUCUUCAGAGGCAUACUGUAGGCAAUGCAAGUUCACCAUCACUGUGACGUUGUCCACAAAUAAGUGUAAUUCCUGCUGAAUGCUCUCUCAUCGUCAACCCCCCACUGAAAAGAACAGUCCUUUGGGCACACUUAAACAAUGGUCUUAUGUAGACAUGUCCAAUGCCUUAUGAUGUGCUACAUAAGACCGUAAGACCACGUACUGGCAUUCAUAGCCAUUCAUUAUUAGCAGCUUCAUACCAGCCUGUGUCAGCUCAGUCCUUUGAGACGCAAUAUGACAUAGUGCGGUCUCAUAGACAGUUAAUAUCAGUUAUAAGGUCAGGUCAUAAACCAGUUAUAACUCCAGUGAGUAGAGAGUGGUCACAAAGGCCAUAAAGUGACAUUGUGUAGGCCUAAGUAAGGGGUUUGCAUGUCUACAGCAGUGUGUACAUACAUCUAUUUUUUAGAUAUGUCAGAUCUCGUGGAUAGGUUAGUCUAUGGGAAUGGAAUGAUUUGACCUGUAUGUCUUGUACAUUUUCCAGUUGAUUUUGGUUUUGGUUUAUUUUUCUUCCGAGGGUAGAUUUUGUAAUGCUUGUUCUUGUUAAUUUAGCUGUUUCUAACGGGAGGGGGGAUGUGGGUGUUGGGUUAUUGUGAUUGUCCUCUAGUGAUGAUUAUGAAUAAAAAAGCACAGAAAAAKAAAUAUAUUACCAUUAGGUAUUUUGCACAAAUGACAUCCAACCACAGUGUCUUCAGUAUUGAUUGACAAAUGAACGAAUGAUCCAGUCAAUGAUAUAUAAUCGGUUUGUUGACCUUGGACUCACCUUUGUGCCUAGACUGUUUGAGUUGGUCAUGGUCUAUAGACAAAUUCAAUAAGGGCCUUGAGGCAGUUGGCCUACAGAUAUCUAACAUUGGAUGCCGUCUCAAUCCACCACAUCCGCCGAUGUUUGCACUUCCGUCAUCUACAUUACGUUGCUUUCUCCUGGGUAAUACAUGAUAAUUACAAUAUAUCCUAUGUAACUACAUUGUUCUUACAUUACACUUCAUUCAGUAUAGCCUUUGAGCAGGACAUAACAUAGAAAUAAACACAUUGAAAAUAACCUGUAGUUAAUGACAGGUGUGCUUUGUUACAAUUGUUGUUUCCAGGUCCAGCCUAUUUAUCGAUCCUGGUAUUACAUGUGGCUUCAAUGGUAGUGGCAUAUUUUGGUUUGACUUUCAAAUGUAUAAUUAACAAAACAUUAGUUACAUAGUGGAACAAGAGAAUGUGCAGUAACAUCAGUAGUUACACAUGUGAAUAACCUCAGCAAGGGAAUAUGUAAUAACACAUUCCUUGUUCA
Salvelinus sp. IW2-2015 is the source of this 4698-nucleotide messenger RNA. Its product is annotated as inactive dipeptidyl peptidase 10. Gene Ontology annotation, biological process: regulation of potassium ion transmembrane transport; proteolysis. Gene Ontology annotation, molecular function: serine-type peptidase activity; potassium channel regulator activity. NCBI's taxonomy places the organism in Eukaryota, Metazoa, Chordata, Actinopteri, Salmoniformes, Salmonidae. Gene Ontology annotation, cellular component: voltage-gated potassium channel complex; plasma membrane. The record is from RefSeq and is a predicted model, not a curated record.